This is a messenger RNA of Kickxella alabastrina, 659 nucleotides long. RefSeq lists its product as uncharacterized. Bases 113 to 610 code for a protein of 165 amino acids. The record is from RefSeq and is a predicted model, not a curated record. The transcript has a single exon. NCBI's taxonomy places the organism in Eukaryota, Fungi, Kickxellomycota, Kickxellomycetes, Kickxellales, Kickxellaceae.
CACUUGGCGGUCACCCAGGAUAUGCGCCGGUGCUCACCCACUCAUUCUCGGAUACCAGCGACGUGUCAGUUCAUCGACAGUCUAUCCCGGAAGGCUGCACCACACGAGCUCGAUGGCAAACAUGAACAUCCAAUCACCAGGCAUCCAGUUAGCCGAUGUGACCAUGAAGACCGAGUCAGGGGUGAUCACACGCAGCGUCAAGAGCAUUUCAUUGCGGCUUUUGGUGAACCGUUUGGCAUCCCCUGAAGGGAACGUUGACUCGGACCUCAUGACCGACUUUUUAAACUCGUACCGGUUCUUUGCGCACCCAAUCGAUGUUAUGCGGCUGAUUAUUGUCCGGUACUUGAACUGCUUUGUCGUGGGGCCAGACUCUGACGAGAGCGAGAGCUCGGACUCCGAGGAGGGCGAUUGCAGCACGCAUGAAGGCGAUGAUAAGUACUUGAUUAUUAAUGGCUGGCGCAAGACCAAUGUCAGCGACAACGGGACGCCGACCAGCAAGGGCACACCCAACCUUGCAAAGAAAACCUUCACACAACGGUGCCGGGCUGGCGCGGAACGAUGGAGCCAUCAUUCAACUGCGCGUGAUGAACAUUAUCAAGUACUGGAUUAAAUUCCAUCCGCACGACUUCCGCCUUCACCACCGCCUCACCCGGUUGCUG